Messenger RNA from Drosophila busckii, 765 nucleotides. RefSeq names its product ribonuclease kappa. The record is from RefSeq and is a predicted model, not a curated record. The transcript is spliced from 3 exons. NCBI's taxonomy places the organism in Eukaryota, Metazoa, Arthropoda, Insecta, Diptera, Drosophilidae. Bases 106 to 393 code for a protein of 95 amino acids. Gene Ontology annotation, molecular function: RNA endonuclease activity.
GACAUUUCUUAGUUUCAGCGAAAAAUUUUGUCGACGCAAAAUUUUAUUUAAGAGAAACAAUAUUACAUCUCCUUCGAGAAAAGGGCGUGUAACCAAGCUAGAAAUAUGAAGAUUUGUGGUCCAAAAUGCUCCCUGUGUGGGCUAAUUAUCUCCGUUUGGGGUAUUGUGCAAUUGGUGCUCAUGGGUUUGUUUUUCUACAUACAUAGUGUUGCUCUUAUCGAGGACCUGCCGUUGGAGGAGGAGUACAAAACCUUAGAUGAGUUUUACACUGCUGCGAAUACUGCAUAUAAUCAGAAUGCAUAUAACUGUUGGAUUGCAGCGUGUAUCUACGUCCUCACACUGUUGCUCUCUGCACAACAGUUCUACAUGAACAGCAGAAUAACUGCCAACUAAAAUCGAAAGAAAAAUAGAUUGCAUACUGCUCUAUAUAAAAAAAAGCAAAUCUAUUUGAACAGCAAAGCACUUGAGCAUCAACACACUAGUAUUGAAAGGUUAAAAUAAUAUAAUAUAACCCAAAGUUUGUUUUCCAAUACACUUAAAUUCAAGUAAAUAUGAUAUUUAAGUAAAUAUUCCAAUGCGUGUAUAUGUACGUAACACACUUAUUUGUUUGUUAGGGUCACAUUUUCUUGUUAUUUCAAGUUAUUUUGUUUUAUUUGUUAUAUUAAACUGUGUAGCAGUUCAAUGUGUAUAUUACCUUUAUUCAAUGUCAAAAUAAAAUGUAUUUGCUAGCAGCGCAGUCAGUCGUGAAUGGCUAAAGUAACAAUA